This is a messenger RNA of Fusarium subglutinans, 1479 nucleotides long. RefSeq lists its product as uncharacterized. NCBI's taxonomy places the organism in Eukaryota, Fungi, Ascomycota, Sordariomycetes, Hypocreales, Nectriaceae. Bases 1 to 1479 code for a protein of 492 amino acids. The record is from RefSeq and is a predicted model, not a curated record. The transcript is spliced from 5 exons.
AUGCCAGAAGAGUACAUGUCCAUGCUGAGAAGCCUGCCGUCAGAGGUUGACAAGGUCAAAGAACCUGUUGUCAGUGUCGCAACAGUAGACGUCGCCGUUCAAACAGGACCGCCUCGUCAUCUCGCCUCUGGUAUUCUGUAUGGCAUACCGGAUAGACCUGAUCAGAUACCUGAUCACUUCUACAAAGACAUUGGGUUCAAUUAUGGUCGCGGUGGUGGAUCUCAGUUGCCCGGAACCAAAGGCUACGCCGUCAGUCUCGACGACUACAAGGCUCGCUUUGCUUCGGCGUUGAGUAACUACAGAACUACUCGGAAACACGGCGGCGAGUUCAUUUACUUGCUUCCCGCUCUUUGGGGUGCUGAUGGUGGACAGUCGGAAGGCUUUGCGUACCCGGGAGACGACGAUGAUUGGACAGGUUGGGAUGCGUUUCUUGAACGUACGCUCGACGAUGUCAAGAAGUCAGAUAUGAUUGAGGGCCUUGUUGUGGAUAUCUGGAAUGAACCGGAUCUGAGCUUCUUUUGGAACCGGUCGAUGGAGCAGUGGUUGCAGCUCUGGACUCGCUCGUUCAACAAGAUUCGAGAAGUACUUCUAUCUGUUCGGAUCUCUGGUCCAAGUAUGUCAGCCAUUCCUUCAGCAUCGCACGAAUGGUGGUCGGCCUUCCUGUCUCGCUGCAAAGACAGCCUCCCGGAUCAAUGGUCCUGGCAUAUGGAGGGCGGCGAUGAAGCAGUCACCAUGGCGAGCUCUAUGGCCUCAUUCCACGAUUUGCUAUCCAAGCAUGACAUCCCUCUCGAAAAAGCCCAGGACGUGAACAUCAAUGAGUAUGCUGUUUAUGGAGAACAAGUUCCUUCUGCGGGUGCGUGGUGGAUUGCUGGUCUUGAGCGAGAGAAUGCACAUGGUCUUAGAGGAAAUUGGGCUAUCGCUGGAGCGUUGCAUGACUUUAUGGCUGGUCUUUUGAGCAAGCCAAACAGCAGUGACGGUAGCUACGCCAUCGACGGCGAAGGAUACUGGCCAACAGCAGAGUUUCAGGUCUACAAGUACUACGCCUCCCGCAUGAAGGGCCAGCGUCUAAAGACUAGUGCUAGUUCAGAUAGAUUGCUCGAUGUUUAUGCGACUAUUGAGGGAGACGUUGUGCGCAUAUUGGCGGGUACUCGUUCAAGACCAGGGCAUUGGACGAUUGAUGUAGUUGGCCUGACAGAUGAUACACGAGUCAAGGUCAAGACGCUGGCGUUUCGGGUUGUUGACGGGGAUAAGUUCAGGCGCGUUGAUGGACCACAUGAUCUUGAAGAGAGAGAAGAGGUCGUAAAGGAGGGAAAGCUGAGGUUGAGGAUGAAGCAUCAAGAUCCUAUGACGGCCUUUGCGUUCGAGCUGACGAUUGCAGAAGGAAGACAUUAUACAGUUUCUCCCUUUCCUCCCGUACUAGUGACCAACCGCCGGUAUCUUGGUGCUCUAAGCAGAAUGAAGGAGCUGAGUAUUGGUUAA